UGAAUGUUGCAGUGAGAAAGCUUGAAUUAGCAUUGGAGUAGCCAUGAAGUCUGCAGAGUCAAUCAGUGAGGAUAUCUGCAGAGAGGCAGCCUGGCCUCUGUUGCCUGGAGGCACCCUCUGUUUGGGAGGUGUUAAGUGGCACCUGAUUGCUUGCUAUCUGGAGUUCUCCUGUUUCUGAGUGCUGGACACAGAAUCUUAUUUGAAAACGCAGAAAUGCUGGGCCAUUCACACCUGCUUCAAGCAGACAAGGGUUCUUUCUCCCACCCUGGACAUUAUUCCACAGGGACAGAGACACUCCACUUGCUUCAUUGUCCAACUGAACCUCUGAAGACCCUGAUGUUUGCAUUUCUGGGUGUUUCCAUUUUCAACAUGACCCAUGAAGGGAAAGGGGGAAAUCGUGGAGGUAAAGGAAGUUUCUCACCUUCAUCCUUGAUCUUUUGCUUCUUUCUUAACCAGAGAAAUGAGGAUUCUAUGGAGCCACCCCUUGGAUGCAGCAAUGAAAUCAGUUAUAUAGGAAGAAGAACUUCUCUCUAGGUGAGGGUCUUGCCGAAAUCUUGACCUCACGUACAGACAAGGAAGGAAAAAAGAAGACUGAAGCAUCUGUAUUGCAAUCAAACACCCAUAUCAUGGCUGACAUGGAGGAGAAAGCAUUGAUAUGCCUGGAAUGUGGGAGGAGUUUCACUUGGAGGGCUCAUCUGAAGCGACAUCAAAGGAUUCACACGGGGGAGAAACCCUAUAAAUGCCUGGAGUGUGGAAAGAGCUUCUCUGAGAGUUCAGAUCUACAUAUACAUCAAACGAUGCACACCGGGGAAAAGCCCUAUACAUGCCUGGUGUGUGGGCAGAGCUUCACUCAGAGUUCAGCUCUACAUAAACAUCGAAGGAUUCACACUGGGGAGAAACCCUAUAAAUGCCUGGAGUGUGGGAAGAGCUUCACCCAGAGUUCAAAUCUACAUUCACAUCAAAGGAGUCACACUGGGGAGAAACCCUAUACGUGCCUGGAGUGUGGGAAGAGCUUCAGUGAGAGUGCAGCGCUAUGUUCACAUCAAAGGACUCACACUGGAGAGAAACCCUAUACAUGCCUGGAGUGUGGAAAGAGCUUCACUACGAGUGGAAAUCUACGUUCACAUCAAAGGACUCACACUGGGGAAAAACCCUACAAAUGCCUGGAGUGUGAGAAGAGCUUCUCUAGGUCUUCUGAUCUAGAAAAACAUAGAAGGAUUCACACUGGGGAGAAACCCUAUACAUGCCUGGAGUGUGGGAAGAGCUUCAGUGACAGUUCAAAUCUACGUUCACAUCAAAGGACUCACAUUGGGGAGAAACCCUAUACAUGCCUGGAGUGAGGAAAGAGCUGCACUGAGAGUUCAGGAUUCACACUGAGGGAAAAUCCUAUAAAUGCCAUGAGUGAUGACAGAGCUUUACCCAUUGUUCAAAUUUACGUUCACAUCAAAGAAC
Molecule: messenger RNA, 1452 nt
Organism: Anolis sagrei ordinatus
Lineage: Eukaryota; Metazoa; Chordata; Lepidosauria; Squamata; Anolidae
Source: RefSeq, a predicted model, not a curated record